AGAGAAGUAUUUCUAGAUCAUGUUUGCCCUUCUUCCCCAGCAGCAGCAGAAACCUCUGAGCCUGGGUCACUAAUCAAGAGGCAUGGCUUUCCUUCCCAGUCUGUCCAUGGAAACCUGGACUUUACUAGUGGUUUGUGGCACUCUGCUGAUAUUAUAUGGAAUACGGCCAUACAGCUUUUUUAAGAAGCUGGGCAUUCCCGGGCCAAGGCCUCUUCCAUUCAUUGGGACAUUUCUUGAAUAUCGCAAUGGAUUGUUGCAGUUUGACCAGAAAUGUUUUAAGAAAUAUGGCAAAAUGUGGGGGUUUUAUGAUGGCAGACUACCUAUCUUGGCCACUCUGGAUCCAGCUUUCAUCAAAAUAGUUCUAGUGAAAGAGUUUUACACACUCUUUACUAACCGUCGGAAUUUUGGUUUAAAUGGAAGUUUAGAGUCUGCCAUCACCAUUGUUAAAGGAGAGAGAUGGAAGUGGAUCCGGACUGUUAUCUCCCCAACAUUCACCAGUGGGAAACUCAAGGAGAUGUUUCCCAUUAUCAAACACCAUGGAGAUGUUGUUGUGCAAAAUAUUGAGAAGAGAGUGGCCAAAGAUGAAUCUCUGAAUAUGAAGGAUAUCUUUGGGGCCUACAGCUUGGAUACCAUCACCAGCACUUUUUUUGGCCUGGACAUCGACUCCAUUAACAAGCCAAAUGACCCCUUCCUCGUGCGCAUCAAGGAGCUGCUCUCUUUCAGCUUUUUAAAUCCUCUGCUUAUCUUAAUAUUGGUGUUUCCUUCUCUUGUACCCAUAUUGGAAAAAAUGAAUGUGAAUCUUUUUUCUAAAGAAAUUACGAACUUUCUUGUGAAUGCAAUGCGACAUAUCAUGGCAGACCGGCAAAAGAACAACAAAAGGGAGCGAAUGGAUUUCCUGCAAUUAAUGAUUGAUUCCCAGGCCACAAAUGACCCUGGAUCUAAGGAGAAGAAUAACUCUCCAAAGGCUUUGACUGAAGUGGAGAUUGUGGCUCAGGCAGUUACUUUUCUUUUUGCUGGCUAUGAAACUACAAGCUCAACCCUCACCUUCAUUUCUUAUAACUUGGCCACCCAUCCUGAAAUCCAGAAGAAACUCCAUGAGGAGAUAGACAGUUAUCUACCCAACAAGGCAGCCCCCACUUAUGAUACCAUCUUCCAGAUGGAGUAUCUGGACAUGGUGGUGAAUGAGACACUCAGGCUCUACCCACAGGGGGGACGCAUAGAGAGAAUCUGUGAGAAAACUGCUGAGAUCAAUGGGAUAAUCAUUCCCAAGGGGACAGUGGUGAUGAUCCCUGUCUAUGUUCUGCAUCAUGACCCAGAGUACUGGCCAGAACCUGAAGAGUUCCGUCCUGAAAGGUUUGAUCGAGAAGAAAGAAAAUCCAUCGACCCAUAUGUAUUCCUUCCCUUUGGAGCUGGUCCUCGGAACUGCAUUGGAAUGAGGUUUGCAAUGCUGACCAUGAAGACUGCCCUGGUCAUGGUCUUACAGAAUUUUACCUUGGAGCCCUGCAAAGAGACCCCGAUUCCCUUGGAGUUAGACACAAGGGGUUUUAUGAAGCCCAAAAAGCCAAUCAUUCUGAAGCUUGUGCCUAGAACAAGAUUUGAUGCUGAGGAAAAGAAACCAAGAAAUUGACGGCAUAAAAAGAAGACUCUUCACUCUACCUCACCCUCUCAUCACUCCCCCAACCCCUUUCAAAAAUUAAAAAGAAAAAGAAUAAGGAUUGGAAAUUUCUAUGAAAAUGCAUAUGAAAUAUAUUCUAUUUGAGAAGCCA
Vombatus ursinus (common wombat) is the source of this 1766-nucleotide messenger RNA. Its product is annotated as cytochrome P450 3A21-like. NCBI's taxonomy places the organism in Eukaryota, Metazoa, Chordata, Mammalia, Diprotodontia, Vombatidae. Gene Ontology annotation, biological process: oxidative demethylation; steroid metabolic process. The coding region runs from base 83 to 1627 and encodes 514 amino acids. Gene Ontology annotation, molecular function: iron ion binding; heme binding; oxidoreductase activity, acting on paired donors, with incorporation or reduction of molecular oxygen. The record is from RefSeq and is a predicted model, not a curated record. The transcript is spliced from 13 exons.